Messenger RNA from Salvelinus sp. IW2-2015, 1201 nucleotides. The record is from RefSeq and is a predicted model, not a curated record. Lineage: Eukaryota; Metazoa; Chordata; Actinopteri; Salmoniformes; Salmonidae.
GAGGCGACUCUGGGUACAGUGGAGUGUCAGGAACCAAAGGCUACCCUGGAGAUACAGGAUAUUACGGAGGGAAAGGACCCAAAGGAAAGAAAGGUUCUUCUGGUGGUAAGGGGGCCCCAGGUAUAACUUUACCCCCCACGGACGUCCAGACUACCUACGGAGAUGUGGGAGGCCCUGGGCUCAACGGAGCUCCAGGCGCCAUGGGAGAAUCAGGCAAUCCCGGCAUUCCAGGCAGAGGGGGUCCUAAAGGAAGGCCCGGUGCGGUGGGGAAGCUGGGGAGGAACGGAGGGUCAGGUCUGGAUGGACCUCUGGGAGAUCCUGGUUCUCCUGGUUUCCCUGGACCUUCCGGAUCACAAGGUCUGCCUGGUAAGCGUGGUCUGCAGGGUCCCCCUGGCAGUGUGCCCGCAGCAGGAGUUGGUUUCACCCUGGAAACACAGUCAGAACAACCAGGUACCCAUGUGUCCCCAGGGCAUGUCCCGGCUGGAGGGAUACAGUCUGCUGUACGUAGAGGGGCAGGAGAAGGCACACAACCAGGACCUCGGUGAGUCACACACACACAAGCAAUGCCUCCCCCGUUUCAGCACUGUCCCCUUCCUCUACUGCACACCCAACGAGAUCUGUUACUACGCCAGCCGCAACGACAAGUCCUAUUGGCUGUCCACCACUGCGCCCAUCCCCAUGAUGCCGGUGGGAGAGGAGGCCAUCAGCCAGUACAUCAGCAGGUGCUCCGUGUGCGAGGCCAUGUCCCAGGCUGUGGCCGUCCACUCCCAGGACCUCACCAUCCCCACCUGCCCUGCUGGCUGGAGGUCCCUCUGGAUCGGGUACUCCUUCCUCAUGCACACAGCUGCCGGGGCAGAGGGCGGAGGCCAGUCCCUGGUUUCACCCGGGUCCUGUCUGGAAGACUUCCGUGCAACUCCCUUCAUCGAGUGUAACGGGGCUAAGGGUACAUGCCACUUUUUUGCCAACAAGUACAGCUUCUGGCUGACCACGGUGGAGCCUAACCAGGAGUUCAACCCCCCUCCGAUGGACACGCUGAAGGGAGGCAACCAACUCAGCAGAGUCAGUCGCUGUCAGGUCUGCAGUAAGAUCUUGUAGCCGGGAGAAGAGUCGAAGAUAGAGAGAAGAAAUGGAAAACAGAGAGACUGAAACAACAAAAGAGAGGGUGAUGAUUACUUCUCAGAAAGAAAAAGAGAGAGGAGGU